Molecule: messenger RNA, 2767 nt
Organism: Aphanomyces invadans
Lineage: Eukaryota; Oomycota; Saprolegniomycetes; Saprolegniales; Verrucalvaceae
Exons: 5
Coding region: 26-1201 (391 amino acids)
Cellular component (GO): SAM complex
Source: RefSeq, a predicted model, not a curated record
GGCCAUUCCAUUGAACGUGCACCGGAUGACCGACGUCAGCGUUGGGAGGCUGCUCGAAGAAGUGGACUUGAGCUUUCCAGACCGCAAUGACACGCUUCUCCCAACCGACCGAAGCAAAGCAGCGAAUCCACGCAGUUUUGACGGCAAGAUCCGCGUCCUGCCAAAGACAUCCUUAGAGCUUGGUGGGAAUGCACUCCCAACUCUCCAUCAGUUCUUUCCAGCUUGGGAAGUUCAAGCGUAUGCGCGUUUUGCACAGAUUAAGCUGCACAUGGUGAACGCCCGAUACCCGGAGUACGAGGCAACAGGGAUGUUGCCGCAAUUGAACGACGGCCACUUCCUCGUUCCCACGGGAGAUAUCAUUCUGCAUCUUCAAACGUACUACAAGGACCUGGAUGCAAACUUGUCGGACAAGCAGCGCGCCGAAUCUGUCGCGUUCCGUGCCAUUGUACAAGAAAAACUCGCUCGGGUCUUGGACUACUGUCAAUGGGUGGACCCCAUCACGUACAGCGAAGUGACGCGUCCGGCCGUGCAGCGCGUGAUGCCGUUCCCCCUCAACCGCAUCGUCCCAAAGCUCCUCCACGCCCGCCACACUGCAGCAUUCCACGCCUCAUCGUCUCUCUUGUCCAAGGAGCACGUUUACCUCACCGCGCGGGACUCGUACGUUGCGCUCAAUUCGUUCUUGGAAGAGUCGGCGAAUCGUGGCUCCUUCUUCUUCGGCGACGAGCCGUCGGCACUGGAUGCCGUUGUGUUUGGCCACGUCGUUGAUGCCCUGAGCGACGGUCAACUGCGCGAAGUCAUUGCUAUCCAUGGCCCGCGCCUCGUGCAAUUUGCAACGCAUGUCCGCGACGUCUACUUUGAUUCGGCUGCACAUGCUGCGCUAUGUAGCCAAAACACCCCGAAUGCGUUUGCGAACCUCGACGCGGCUUUUCUCACCGGUGAUUUCAACCUUGUGCCGCAUGCGGCGUACGUCGCGCCGUUCCACAGUCUCAGCUGGAGCCAGCGGGAAGUUGUCAAGGCAUCGCAGGCCGCUGCCGACCCGUCGACGGCACACGACGCCGUCGUCACGUAUGACAAGAGCACGCGCAACGUCUUGCUCGGCGGGUUCCUCGCCAUUCUCUUGUACGGCCUGUCGCAGCUAUCAAUUUCGAUCGAAGACGACGAUGACGACUUUGACGACGACGAUGCCCUGGAUGACGACUGACAUUGAACAUACCAAAUCAAACUACACUCGACAAUUACGUUCCCUUUGCGCCUUUUUUACUCGACCGGUGGCAGCGCGACGACGAUGUGGCGAGCGCCCGAACUACUCCUGAACGCGCCGUCGUCGGGAUCUUCGUCUGGCGAGUCGUCGAUCGCGUGGUGAUGAGCCGCAAGAUGGUGGUUCGAAUGGUCGUGUUGACCCGAGUCCUCCAUGUCUUCGGCGUACCGAGACGCCACGUGGUGGUCCAUGUCAUCUUGGUCAAUGUAUGCCGCCGCACUUGGCGCAGCGUCCUCUGCCAGCGAUCCAUCGCCGGACGCAGCUGCCGCGUCCUUCCAUCCGUUCUGCAUGAUCGCUUGUCGUUUCUGUCGUUCGCUGUUGGCCUCCAACUCCUUGGUAAGCAUCGCUUGGCCAGGCGACGCGGCGGGAGAGAGCGUCGGUCCGGCGCGCUCCCGUUCUUGUACCAUGAGGCGCAGUCGCUGUUGGUGGAAGAGUUCGUAGUCGGCCGAUGCUUCAUUCGGGACGAGGGCCGAUCGGGGGACAUGAGAAGUGCCCCAUUCCUCUCUUGCCGCCGCGGCCGCGUGCAAGCGAUACGACGACGGCAACGCAUGGACCGAAGGUGGAAGGUGCGAUGGGUGGAGAUACCGAGCCGGUGGUUGAAGCUGGUGGUGCAGCCCGGGCGGAAGUGUCGGGUGCGCCGAUGGACCAGAAGCAGGGUACGCUGGAUCGUAGGGGUGGUUUGGAUGUUGCAUAGGGUACGGUGGUGGCGGCAUGGAGAACGGCAUUCGAGGAUACGAAGGCGACUUGUACACGGAUGUGGAAGGCGGAUGGAAUUGCUGAGUGUGAACAAAAGGGGGAUUGCUAGACAGCGGCUGCCGCAGGUCGUGCCGGGGGCCACUGUACGAGCUGAAUGGUGGGUGGGGCGUCCCUGGUGGACGCGAGUGCUGCUAUGACUCGAGUGAGCUCCCACCGACAUCGCGUUUGACAAAUUACCUCGUGCAAAAAGUCGGCAGUGGGCGGGCGCAUGCUGCUAGUCUGUCCUGUCGGUGCCGCUGGGUACGUUGGGUGAUGGGGCACCGUCGAGUCAGGCGGUUGUCGUAAAUGUGUGGUGGUAGGGACAGGUGGCGCGGAGGAGGCCAUGGGUGGGUGGUGGUGCGAUGGUUGCGUCGACGAGGCUUUGAUCUGACUCGGGGGUGGUUUGACGGGUGCUGACCGCGCCUUGGCGACGACUUGUGGCUGCAGUUUGUCGAGCGCUUUGGUGGACAAUGGUUUGGCCUGCGAUGGAUCGUCCACGUCAUCCGAGACGCUGUCAUCGUCGUCUUCGUUCCCACGGGAGCUUCGACGCGUCCGCAUGAGCGACUUCCACCGAAUCUUGACGGCAUCUUCGGUCCGGCCCUGUCGCGUUAUGUCAGAUGCCAACGGGAAGCCGUCCUCGAACGUACGGAAAGCUGUUGUGCGAUCACGCUCCAUCGGUUCCCGAGCUUGGCUUGCAUGUCCACGAUCAGCUGGUCUUCUUCCCGCGUGUAGUUCCUGCAGGGGGCACCCAUUUCAAUCGUUUAGAUCGAGGUC